CACUGCUUUGUUGUUGCUGUGAACUGAAGGAAGUCGCGCAGUGCAUUUUUUUCUGUAUCAACAACAAUAUCAUCUCUUCAACUACUACAACUACAACACAUAGCUGAGAGCGCGCCACCAACAACAACAGCAAAUGAAAAUAACUGCAAAUGAGCAUACACUAAGAGAAAAAGAAGAAUAGAAACUAAGACAGUGUCCAUGCUGAAAAGAGAAAAGGAAGAAUCUGCUACUAAAUUAUAAGAGCAAUCUUAAGUACAACCAAACUUCGGAAAAGCAAUAAACAAUUGAAGAAAGGAAGGAGCAGAAAUAACAACAACAAACAACAGCAGCAGGCCAGCUGAGAGCGCUGAGCGCCAAAAGUCGAGGAGAGCGCCCGAGAUCAAGCUUUCUCCUCAACUCAACUCAACUCAACUCAACUCAACUCACCACUCACCUCUACUCACCACGACUCACCUCAUCCUUCGCACCUUCGGUGUAUUUUCGAGGGUGUAAUUUUUUGUUGAUUCGAAAACUAACACACUCGCAACUCUCAGGAUAUGUACGGCAAUAAUAAUCCGGGUAGUAACAAUAAUAACGGUGGUUAUCCUCCAUAUGGUUACAACAACAAGUCGAGCGGUGGGCGUGGCUUUGGCAUGUCCCAUUCACUGCCAUCUGGAAUGGAUACAGAAUUCUCAUUUCCAAGUUCCUCGUCGCGUCGUGGUUACAAUGAUUUCCCCGGAUGCGGCGGUGGCGGCGGUAAUGGCGGUAGUGCCAACUCCCUUGGCGGCAACAUUAUCAACCUGCCGCCGAUAACCAGUAACAAUUCGCUGAACAAUCUCUGCGGCCUGUCGCUGGGCAGCGGCGGCAGUGACGAUCACCUGAACGAUCCAAGGGCGAGCAAUACCAACCUGAUUGUUAACUACUUGCCGCAGGAUAUGACUGAUCGCGAACUGUAUGCCCUGUUCAGAGCCAUCGGACCCAUCAACACGUGCAGAAUCAUGAGAGACUAUAAGACUGGCUACAGUUUUGGAUACGCUUUCGUGGACUUCACGUCCGAAAUGGACUCGCAGCGUGCGAUCAAAGUGCUGAACGGCAUCACAGUGCGAAACAAGCGGCUAAAGGUUUCCUAUGCUCGUCCAGGCGGUGAAUCCAUCAAGGACACCAAUCUGUAUGUAACCAAUCUGCCGCGCACCAUAACCGACGAUCAGCUAGAUACGAUCUUUGGCAAGUACGGUUCCAUUGUGCAGAAGAAUAUAUUGCGUGACAAGCUCACGGGUCGACCACGGGGCGUUGCGUUUGUUCGCUACAACAAGCGCGAGGAGGCACAGGAGGCCAUAUCGGCGCUGAACAACGUUAUACCCGAAGGCGGAUCACAGCCAUUGUCCGUGCGGCUGGCGGAGGAGCAUGGCAAGGCGAAGGCGGCGCAUUUUAUGUCCCAGAUGGGCGUGGUCCCACCCAACGCCCCACCGCUGCCGCCACCACCACUUAUCGCUCCUGGACACAACAAUAUGGUGCACAGAGACGGAGCUAUGGAAAAAUUACGCUCAUUAUUCGAUGCUAUAUGCGAUGCUAUCUUCGGUCUCGAUAGUGAAAACUUUGCCGAGUUGCUUGACGGACUGUACCGCAGGAAGUACCAUUAUCCCUACUUAUAAUUGUCACCGCAACAGCAGCAGCAACUCCUCCAACAACAGCAGCAGGCGUUGGGAUUCACCGGUAGUACCAACACUAGCAAUGCCAAUGGUAGCAACAACAACAUGCUACUGUAUCAUCAGCACUACCAUCAACAACAACAACAAUCGCAAUUGCAACGCCUGGGCAAUGUUGCUGCUCAUAGUACGAGUCCGAAUGGAAGCAAUAACAACAUUAAUCACAAUAAUACCCACACCAACACAAAUACCGCCAGCACCAAUGCUAACACCAACAUCAACGCCAACAGCAACAACAACAGCUUUGGCUUUAAUACAAUACGCCAGAAUGGAGUGGCUGCCCUUCACUAUCUUCAGGAGCAAUUGCAGCUACAGCAGCCGCAGGAGCCGUCACAGCAACCGUUGCAGCCAUUGCAACUUCAAUCACCACCGCCCUUUCAACAACAACAACAAUCGCAAGGGUCUGGGCAUCAUGGCAGUACUGGCAGCUUAAGCAAUAAUUUGCUUUCGAUUGGAAGCAGCUUUAACAGCAAUUCCAAUCAUACCAAUGCCUACGGUGGCAAUUACAACAAUGCCGGUUCGUUCCACAACAACAGUGGAGGAGGCAGUAACACGUUCAACCAUGAUCCCAGCAGCAGCAGCGGCAGCAGCAAUAACUUCGCAAACCAUCCCAGCCUCAGAGUGAACCAUUUUGCAACCAGCGGGAUUUACCCCAGCAACAGUAGUGGCUUUACCAACAAUCCCUCUAGCAGCAACAACGGCUUCCCCAACAGCCGCAGCAACAACAGUGGCAGCAAUCAGCAGACACGUACUAGCAAUUCCAAUAAUUCAAACAAUUCCAACAGCCACAAUAGUAAUAACCACCACAGUACGCAGCAGAAUGACUUCAGUUUUCCCAUGUCCGCAAGUGAAAUGGAACUGCAUCAGCAAACUCUGAAGCUGCAGCAGCUGCAUCUCAAUAACAGUUUCAACAACACCACUGCAACGGCAACAACAUCAGCGGCAGCAUCAACAGCGGCAACAACGGCAGCCACAUCCACUCCAACAACAUCAACGGCGACAACCACAAAUCAAUUUUUAUGGCGGACAUAACCUGAGAGUUGAGAAUCAAUCUUCAAAUUAUAACUUAUAUAUAACGAACGUAUAUAUUUAAAUAACACUAAGAAACUCUUAUAUUGAUCAUGGUAGUAACAGCUGCAGCAGCAACAGCAGCAUUCAUCGAAACCCAAAUUUUUAUGUUCUCAAAACCCCACAAGAAUUACCUUAUUUUUUUAUGUUCCUCACUCUAACCCUUAUGUUUUAGUUGGUUUUUUUCAUUUUUGUGCUUUUUUUUAUAUUUGGGAGGAAACUUUUUUUCUUAUUGUAAUUAUAUGUAAGACAAGACACGUAGUAUACAUAUAUGUAAUGAUUGAAAAGCCUAUGAAGAAGGCGAUCUUUUUUUUUGCUUAUACUUAGAAAACAAACAAAAAACUAUGAGAAGAACUUUUUUUUGUCACAUAUUUAUAACGUAUAAUCAUAUAAAAAAUAUAUAUAUACAUAUAUAUUACAACACACACAUACAUAUACACACAUUUUAUAUCUACUACUACUAUAUAGCUAUAGGCGUGAAUACAUAAGCUCUGAUUGUUUUUUUUUCUGUGUCUGAAACUGAUUUUUUUGGCGCGAACUAUGCCGCAACAACGUACACGGGGAACCCCCUGUGUAUGUUUAUAGCUGAAGUGAAACCAGAUAUAUAUGAGUAUAUUAUCUCUUUUUUUCAUAAUUUAUAAAUCCAAUUUUUUUGUCUAAAUAUAUAUAAAUAUAUAUUAUGUGUAACGAACGAAGGAAAUGGCUUAAAUAAUAUUUGGCUGGGACAUGCUCAAGUUUACAGGCUGUUUAUGGAUAAAUAAAAAACAAAACAAAACAAAAAUCACUUAGCUAGAAAUGUGCUUGAGUGGCAAGGACAGAAAGGAUGAAGAAUGAUAGGAGAAAGAGAACCCAGACAAAAUUACACAUACACAUAGAAUUUUUUGCAUAGCUAUAAUGGAAGGAUACGUGUUUUUUUUUUACUAAAUAUAAAUAAUUUGUAUGAAAACCAUUUUUUUGUUUAGUUUAUUAUACGAAAGAACUUGAGCAUGUUGCAGCAAGAAAAACAAAAACAAGGAACAGAAACGUUUAAGAAAUAACCGUGAUAGAGAGCCCGUAAAUCAGAGGAGACAUCAUGCAGUAAGGAAGAAAAAAAAGGAAAUAGGAAAAAAGGAUAGGAAACGAAACGAAAACGAAAAUGAAAACAAGAAAGAAGAUAGCACGCAAAAUCUUAGGCACCCGGAGUUGACCUGCAUUUGUAUUUUUUAUUUAAAAAACUAAACCCGCCCCAUUUAAAUGUUUUAAU
This is a messenger RNA of Drosophila serrata, 3996 nucleotides long. RefSeq names its product Sex lethal (gene Sxl). The record is from RefSeq and is a predicted model, not a curated record. NCBI's taxonomy places the organism in Eukaryota, Metazoa, Arthropoda, Insecta, Diptera, Drosophilidae. Gene Ontology annotation, molecular function: mRNA binding. Gene Ontology annotation, cellular component: ribonucleoprotein complex. Gene Ontology annotation, biological process: alternative mRNA splicing, via spliceosome; sex determination.